GCGGAAUACAACACAAACUGUUCCGUAUCGCACAAACGCACGUAAAAUAAUUGCAAUAACAUGUGAUAAAUAAAUCCAGUGAUAGUUCCCGUCGAAAGGCCAAUGAAUUUGGUAACAGUGAAUUUAUAAUUAAUUACCCUGAAUUAAUUACGGAAUAAGUAGGCUGUGUUUUUAAUGUUUCUAUUAAUAUUGAUUAAGUAAAGGCAAACGUUUGAUAUCAAACUUAUCUCGAGGACUGUUAAGAUAAAAUUUUGAUAAAUUCUUUACCUGCACGAGUUUGUUGUGCGGUUUAACUUUGAAGUCAAAAUUAGACUACACGUGACUCAAAACGGAACUGCCUUAUUAUAAAAUAGUAAAACAUCGUUAUUUACGUGGUGGCCACUUUGAAAACUGCUGUGUGACGUUAGUGAAUCGACGACGUUUAAUAAUGUAAUUUUCAAAAUAUGAGCGAAACAAAUGGGGUGUCAAAAGAGCAAAACGAAACGGAAACGGAAGCACUCGCUCCUGCUACGUAUAAAAGAAGUUUGUUGACGCAAAUUUCGGAAGGACCGGAAAGUUUGGACAACUCGCUUAAUAAUGGAUUUAAAGCGUGGAAUGAAAUGCUGGAGGCGGAAAACCAUGGAAUGCUCGGGCGAGUGCAGGAUUUAGAACGACGCGUCUUGGAGCAAGGGGAUGAGUUGGUCUGUCUCAAAGCUACCCUUGCGGAAGCUCUCCGGCGGCUUAGCAUCGUGGAGGGAAUGCGCACACCCCAUAGCCUAACACAGAUAUCGUCGAGUCCGUCAACGCCUGUACGAAAUGGAACGUCCAAAGAACAACUGCGAUUAAGACAGCCCGUAAUUUCUAGUGCCAAAAUAAAUCUCGACGCUCGCGAAAUCAAUCGAAGAAGCUAUGCGGGUUCGUCACUGCCACAAAGACGUGCCGUCCACUAUCAGUCAACGGGGUCGCUACAUAGUGACAGUCAAAGUUCGAACAGCGUAUCUCCCAUCCCCUCGCCAUCGCCCAGAGCUACACCAUUACCUGUACCACCAAAACGCACACCUGUAGCGACUCAACAAAACGGUUCCAAUGGGCUACACAAAAGGUGGAGUUCAACGGGAGACUUUAAUAAUGGCCUCAUAAGCCCUCAGUCAAAAUUUUCCACGAAGUCCUUCUUAAAUUUAUUUACGAAACCUAGUUCGGCUAUGGCGAAUGUAAAGCAUGGUACCAAGGAAGCAAAUUACAAUGACGAAGAUCACAGCGUACGGAUGUACUUAAGAGGUAGGCCAAUUAUUUUAUACACACCGAGCGAUGUCGCCGAAAAUUACGACAUAACAAAGGUCGCGACGGCCCCUUCUCAGAAACUCAAAUUGGAUUGGGUUUAUGGAUACCGAGGCCGAGAUUGUAGAUCUAACUUGUAUAUACUACCAACGGGUGAGAUGGUAUAUUUCGUUGCCGCAGUUGUGGUGCUUUACAAUGCCGAGGAGCAAAGCCAAAGACACUAUUUGGGCCAUACGGAUGAUGUCAAAAGUUUGGCAAUUCAUCCCAAUAAAUUAGUAGUUGCCACCGGUCAAUGUGCUGGACAUGAUAAGAGAGAAGCAAGGCCCCAUAUUCGAGUGUGGAAUUCGGUGUCCUUACAUACGAUGGCAGUGAUUGGAGUGAAUGAAUUUGAUGUGUCUGUGUGCUGUAUUUCGUUUAGUAAAGCUGACGGUGGGGCGAUGUUGGUGGCCGUUGACGAAGCAUCCGACCAUACAAUAUCUGUUUGGGAUUGGCAGAAGGGAGAGAAUGGUUACAAAAUAACAGAGACAAAAUGCUCGGUAGAUACAAUUGUGGCCGCCGAGUUUCAUCCAUUAGACAAAAAUUGUAUUGUUACCUGCGGAAAGUCGCAUAUAGGAUUUUGGUCUUUGGAUGCCGGUGGUACUUUGUAUAAGCGAAUGGGAAUUUUCGAAAGCAGAGACAAGCCCAAAUUUAUUUUGUGUGUGUCAUUUCUCCAAUCUGGUGACGUGAUCACAGGCGAUUCCAAUGGUAACAUAGUCGUUUGGGGACGAGGAACAAAUACUAUCGUGAAGAUGGUCAAGAAUGUUCACGAAGGUUCUAUUUUCUCUAUAUGCGUUCUCAAGGAUGGUGCUGUUGUUUCGGGCGGUGGCAAAGAUGGCCGAAUGGUUCAAUUUGAUGCAAAUCUAGAAAGAACAGGCGAAGAGAGUCAGAUUGAAGGACACUAUGGUGGUAUUAGAGUAAUUUCGGAGGGCCGAGGAUCUCAACUGCUAGUGGGAACGACGCGCAAUUGCAUUUUAACUGGUAAUGGAAGUUUGGGAUUUCAACCUGUUGUUUUGGGCCAUAUAGACGAGCUGUGGGGCCUGGCUGCUCAUCCUACCGUUCCUCAAUUUGCCACAGCAGGCUAUGACAAACUCCUGCAAAUGUGGGACUCAAUGUCGCAUAGUAUUCUUUGGAGUAAAGAUAUUGGGGUGCACGCCCAAAGCUUAGCAUUUUCGCCAGAUGGUAAUAUUAUAGUAGUCGGUUGUGUUCCUAACGGAAAUUGGAUGGUUUUCGAUUCGCAAACGCGAGAAUUAAUGAGCCAGCAUUCGGAUGGUCCGGAGCCGAUUCAAAUAAUGCAGUUCUCGCCAGAUGGCAGUAUGCUUGCUUUAGGAUCUCGAGAUAACUAUAUCUACAUGUAUCAAGUGUCGGAAACUCACAAAUUUAGUAGAGUUGGAAAAUGCAUGAGUGUGGCAACUUCUUCGCAUGGAACUAAACUGACAGUGGGUCAUUCCAGUUUUGUUACUCACAUUGAUUGGUCAGCAGAUGGAGAAAUACUCAGGAGUAAUUCCGGAGAUUACGAGUUAUUAUAUUGGAAUGCGGCUACUUGUCGCCAAAUUCCGCAGAGUAGUGCCUUUAGAGAUACAGAAUGGGCAUCGAAUAAUUGUACAAUCACGUUUUCGACCAUCGGCAUAUGGCCUGAGAAUGCCGAUGGUACGGAUGUAAACUACUGUGAUCGCAGUCACGACAUGAAGCUAAUGGCUACGGCCGAUGAUUUUGGAAAAGUCAAGCUCUAUUCUUAUCCAGUGAUGCAACCAAAGAGUUUAAACCACUCGUAUGGCGGACAUAGUAGUCAUGUGACCAGUGUCGCCUUUCUGCACGAUGACUCCCGCUUGGUUUCGAUUGGAGGAAAAGACACGAGCGUAAUGCAGUGGGUUGUUUCGUGAAAUAUGAAUUAGAAUUCGUCCUGUCCUCUCAGGAAUUUUGAUAUGCCUUAAUGUUUUAUGAAUUUAUAUUUCAUACUAGAUGUGCCGUAUUUAGUAAACAUCGUCGUAAAGUUAAUAAUGGAAAAGUCUAUUAGAAAUAAUGUGUUUUAUCGAUGCAAUUGUUGUUACAUAAGUUUCAAGUAGGUAUGUAUGUAAUGUCUUUUUUUGUAAUGUUUAAUUACAAACAAAUUUCACCUUGUUCUACAUUCCACCAACACUUUGAAUAAAAUUAUUUUUGUACAGUAGCUUUAGGCUGACACUAUUUAUUUUUAUUGUUAAGAAUUGUUCACACUGCAGAAAAUUCUCUUGUACAUUUUGUGUGAUUGUACCAUAAAUUACAUAGAUUUGGUUCUUAGGUAUAAAAAAAACAUUAUUAACGUGUGAUAAAUAAAAAAACUGAAAACUGUUAA
Molecule: messenger RNA, 3625 nt
Organism: Photinus pyralis (common eastern firefly)
Lineage: Eukaryota; Metazoa; Arthropoda; Insecta; Coleoptera; Lampyridae
Product: echinoderm microtubule-associated protein-like 2
Exons: 14
Coding region: 444-3176 (910 amino acids)
Biological process (GO): microtubule cytoskeleton organization
Cellular component (GO): mitotic spindle
Molecular function (GO): microtubule binding
Source: RefSeq, a predicted model, not a curated record